UCUCUCUCUCUCUCUCUCUCUCUCUCUCUCUCCCAAAUUUGGAAAAUUUAGGGUUUCAACAAACGCGAUCGAAUCACCCAUAAAUUUCAAAUUUGCAACUGAUAUCUUCUUGUUUGAAUCACUCGAUUUCAAUUUCUUUCUUCUUCGUUUGAUCCGAAAUAGUGUGAAGUGAGGCACCAUUUUUUCCGGGUGUGCGGAAUUUGUUUUUGUUUUCCCCCAAAUUGAAUUAUAGACGAUGAGCGAUAUCACCGGUGAUCUGUCGGCGGUGAGUGAAGCCAAAGGUGGUUCUGACGCCGCCCGGAUCUCGGAAGUUAAAUCAUGGCUCACCUCUCAGUUCGAAGCCGCCGGUAAAGAAGUCCCUAAUUUCGAGUACACUCAUCGGAGCAUUACCCAUUUGUAUAACCUCGCCACCGUGUCUCAAGCUAAGUCUCAGGCUGCCACCAUUGUCGCCAACGAUUUUCGUCUAAAAGCUUCUGAAUACCGUGCUCAAGCGGCUAGGAUUAGAGAGAUAUUGGAAAGUGCAGGAAUGUCACAAGAGAGUUUACCGUCAAAUGUGGUCUCUUCAGCUCAAGUUCUUGCAAAUGUGGCAAAUUUGUUGAACAUACGGGACACUGAACUGAGCAGUUUCCUUGUAGCAAUGGGAGACAUUUCUCUGAGGAAGACUGGAGUGGAGGAGAAAAGAGCUAAAGCACAGAAGGAUUCAAAUGCUCUUCUUGACUAUACAAGAAAAGCAAUACAGAGGCUGACGUAUUUGAAGAAAAUCCUUGCGCAGCUAGAAGAUGAUGUAGUCCCUUGUGAAUCACAGAUGGAGAAUUGGAAAACAAAUUUGGAAGUUAUGGCAGUGAAGGAGGAACAAUACAUACAGCAGUACAAGAAGUACGAGAUGUUACUCAAUCGUGUUGGCUACUCUCCUAAGAUCAGCCACAGAGAGCUGGUAGAAAUGGCAGAGCACCGGAAGGAGUUGGAGAAGAUGACAAAACCCGUCCUUGAUACUCUAAGAAGCUACCAAGAUUUACCUCCGGACAAAGCUCUGGCCGCACUAGCGAUCGAAGACAAGAAAAGACAGUUUGCUUCUGCGGAAAAGUAUCUAGAAGAAGUAUUACAAUCAGCCCUUGAGACAAGUGAUGAGUGAUGAUAUAAAUCCAGAAAAAUAUUAUGUUUUGGGGUGUAUAAACGUGCAACUUGUGUGUUUGCUACCAAAUAGCCGAGCAGAAGAUAAGAAAAUUAGAGAGGCUAUGCAUUGCUUUAUAAACUUACCCUUUUACUGAAAAAAGCAAUGCAACAAUCUUUCUACGGAACGGUUUUAUUUUGAAA
Molecule: messenger RNA, 1314 nt
Organism: Capsella rubella
Lineage: Eukaryota; Viridiplantae; Streptophyta; Magnoliopsida; Brassicales; Brassicaceae
Product: AUGMIN subunit 1
Exons: 6
Coding region: 236-1132 (298 amino acids)
Biological process (GO): spindle assembly
Cellular component (GO): HAUS complex; cytosol
Source: RefSeq, a predicted model, not a curated record